Molecule: messenger RNA, 5586 nt
Organism: Vespa velutina
Lineage: Eukaryota; Metazoa; Arthropoda; Insecta; Hymenoptera; Vespidae
Gene: Orp8
Product: oxysterol-binding protein-related protein 8
Exons: 17
Coding region: 469-3564 (1031 amino acids)
Cellular component (GO): intracellular membrane-bounded organelle; cytosol; membrane
Molecular function (GO): cholesterol binding
Source: RefSeq, a predicted model, not a curated record
GGAAUAUAUAAUGAUCAGUAAAUAAUGAGAGUUAGUAAUAUAUGAAAGAUUUAUAGUUAUAUUAAAGUUAUAGUUAUGCAAUCAUAAUCGCACGUAAAGGAGGUUUUGCAUUAGUAGGGGUAAUAUGCAAUGCGUUUUCGCAUAACUAAGUCCAAUCGUAUGUUUGUAGCUAAGCUAUAACGUCAAGUGAUCAAUGGAACAUCGCACAUCGCGCUCGCGCUGUUGUACGUUCUGUGCUCGAUAAAUAUUACUUCGUUAUUCUUUCGAAUGUUUAUUAAUACGUUAAUGAAAAAAUAGUAUAAUUAAUGAAGUAUAGUACAAGAAUAAAUAAAAAAUGACGAGCUUCAUUUUCUUUUCGUCUAUUCUUGUGUUUUAAUAUCGAUUUUAUGGUAUAAUUAAUUUGUGUAAUGGACCAGCCUGUCAUGUAGACACAAUCAUUUAAACGAAAGUUUAUAUUAUAGAUUAAUCAUGAGUUCGCAACCAAUAGUGGUACCUGGUGGAGAUCAUCGAAUACAAUCAGAUGCUCAUUCUGUACCUGCUGGAUGUACUUCAGAUACAUUUAAGACUAUGACACCGCCUAAUGUUAGUCGGUCUCUGAGCAAUCAACCUAAAUAUAUAGAACCAGUGGAUCAACAACUUCGACCAAGCAGUGUCCAUGUACAACCAAUGCCCUUAACAAAACUUCCAUCAACUGAAUCACUUACAACAAGUGUAACUAUUACAACUGGCCCAGUUCCUGUAUCUCCAGGUUUAUCUAUGACGGGAGAGAGCAGUCAAAAAACAGAUAAUACAUCAGAUAAGUCAAUGGAUUCCUGCAAAUUGACGCGGAAAGAAUCUUAUAAAGCACAAAGAAAAAAUUAUCGAAUGGAAAAGAAACGAGUUGCAAAUGAACUUCUUAGUUCAUUUAAAGAUCCAACUGUUAUUGUAAUGAGUGACUGGCUUAAAGUUAGAGGAACAUUAAAAAGCUGGACAAAGUUAUGGUGUAUUCUUAAACCUGGCUUAUUAUUAUUAUAUAAAAGUCCAAAAAUAAAAAGUAAUCAUUGGGUUGGAACUGUUUUGUUGAAUACAUGUCAAGUGAUAGAGAGACCUAGUAAAAAGGAUGGAUUCUGUUUUAAACUUUUUCAUCCUUUAGAGCAAUCUAUUUGGGCUCCUCGAGGACCAGAAAAUGAAGCAAUAGGAGCUGUGGUACAACCUUUACCAACUUCUUACUUAAUCUUUAGAGCACCAUCACAAGCUGCUGGUAAAUGCUGGUUGGAUGCACUUGAACUUUCUUUAAGAUGCUCUUCACUAAUUGUACGUUCAACUAGUGCAUUGCCGCGUUCUUUACAUCAUGAUGCAACAACUACUCAUGAAACUCAAUGGAGUGAAGCAGAUUAUGAAAAACAUUUUGAUGAACAUGUAUCUUUAAGCCAAUAUGCACCUAAAUCACCCACAACACCUCAAAGGCGCUUAUUGUCAUGUCCACAGCCAAUCUCACCUGCUAUAGCGUGUCAUCCUAAAAGUGUUUGUCCUUCACCAACUCCAAUGUUUCAACAACUUUACCAUGCAGUUGCAUACUGGGAAAAACAGUUUCGCGAUAACUCUCCUACACCUACUACAGAUCCAGAGAUUAUUGUGUCUUCAGUUUCUAUCGAUGAACCAGAUGGUGGGGGUACUCAUCCUAGCAUGUCUGGUUUUUCAUCUUCUGCUUCUGCACCUGCUCCAUCAAUUUCCUCUGCUCGUCGCAUGACUGUUCCUUCUGUACAUGUCCUAGAAUACAAGACCCAUGAGGUAGUAACGCUAGAACCUGUAUACGCCUCACAUACAGACCUGGAUGAUAUCAGCCAGCCAGAAAAUGGAGUCGCAGCCGAUGCCGAAAUCAGUGCUUCGGAUAGUGAAUCUGAGGGUUCUGCAAAAGAAGAUCCAUUGGACACAAUUAAUGAAACUCCAUAUGUAUCUAAUGAAAGUGAAGUUCUUGGAUCAGCUGGAGAAGUAGUAACAGUAUUGCAGGAAGAACAAAAAUCAUUAAUAUGGUUUUUAAUGAAACAAGCACGACCUGGAAUGGAUCUAUCUAAAGUAGUAUUACCUACUUUUAUAUUAGAACCUCGAUCUUUCUUAGAAAAAUUAGCUGACUCUUAUUAUCAUGCUGAUCUUUUAUCAGAAGCAGUAAUAGAAGAUGAUGCAUUUACACGUAUGAAAGCAGUUGUAAAAUGGUAUUUAUCUGGUUUUUAUAAAAAACCUCAAGGACUGAAAAAACCAUACAAUCCACUUUUAGGUGAAACAUUUCGUUGUUAUUGGCAACAUCCUAAUGGUUCAAGAACAUUCUAUUUAGCAGAACAAUUGUCUCAUCAUCCGCCUAUAUCAGGAUUUUAUGUAACAAAUCGUCAAGAUGGAUAUACGAUUAGUGCUACAAUUAUUGCUAAAUCUAAAUUUUAUGGUAAUUCAACAUCAGCAAUUUUAGAUGGUGUUGCAAUAUUAACGAUGUUACCCAGAGGUGAAGAUUAUACAAUGACAAUUCCUUAUGCACAUUGUAAAGGUAUUCUUGUGGGAACAUUAUCUAUGGAACUUGGUGGAAAAAUAGAUAUUGAAUGUGAGAAAACUCGUUACCAUACUGAAUUAGAAUUUAAACUUAAGCCGUUUCUUGGAGGAGCAGAACAGAUGAAUCAAGUAGUAGGAAGAAUACGUUUAGGAAAAGAGACCCUUGCUACUAUUUCAGGAUAUUGGGAUGGACAAAUUAUGAUUACUGAUAAACGAACUGGACAAGAAAGUGUAUUUUUUAAUCCAACUUCAGAGGUACGUAAAAGAAGAUUGAAGAAAUAUACUGUGCCUCUUGAAUAUCAAGGUCCAUGGGAAAGUGAAAAAUUAUGGCUUGCUGUUACACAAGCAAUCAAUCGAGAUGAUCAAUUUGCUGCUACCGAAGCAAAAACUCAACUAGAGGAAGCUCAAAGAGAACGAGCGAAAGAACGCAAAAGUACUGGUCAAGAAUGGGUUCCUAAGUAUUUUGUACAGGAUAUUAUAACAGGUAAUUGGGUUUAUAGACAUGCAGAUGCUCGGCCAUGGGAUCCUAGAAAUGAUGUAAUACAAUAUGAGCAUGAUUAUAUCAUACGCACAAAAACAAGACAUAAAACACCGAUAAUGCGUACUGGUAGUAUUGUUUCUACAGAUCCUCAAACACAGAUGCCAUUACUUCAAGCUGAGUCUCGUUCAUCGCUAUCUGUAUUAAAAUCUUCAAAACGGCAAUUGUCCAAUAAUUUACCUCUUACAGAAACUGCACAUGAUUCAGGUAGUUCAUCUGCCGAAUUACAUUCAGACUCUAGUCAAUCUGUUGGCAAAAGAAGACGAGCAACAACAAGAUUAUUGGAUAUUACAAAAGAUAUAGAUAAUCAAUUAUCAGAAUAUGGUGAAAAACUUAAUCGUAUUCAACACUUAAUUGAACAACUUGCUGUAAGGCAAAGAGCACAAAUAGAACAACAACAUCAUAUAAAUGUACUAAAAAGUUUUUUGGAUACUAUUCUUGUUAUUGUAGUUGUCUUCCUUGUGCAGUACUUCAUGAAAAUAUGGAAUACAGGACCUAAUACAAGUUGAAAUAAUUUUUACAGUGUUCUGUAUAUUACGUAAUUAUUUACAUAUAGUAAAAUAAAAAAAUCAGCUUUUUAUUUUUCAGAUAUAUAUAUAUAUAUAUAUAUAUAUAUAUAUAUAUAUAUUCUUAAUUGAUCGUAAUAAUGCUGCAACAGUAAUAUUUUAUAACAUUAACUACAUGAAAUUAUGAGUUAAAAAAAAUGUGUACCAUAUUUACCUAAAAUUAUUUUCUUAUUGCAUCAAAGGUGUAUAAUUUAUGCCUGUUGAAUUAUCGAUCAAUAUGAGCUUAAUAUCUUGUAUAUAAUGACUAUAUUAUAUAAGAUGUUAUAAAAAUCUAUUGAGUUACUAUAGUUUUUACUGCAACUACUCGAAAAUAAAAAGCAUACAUAAUAAUGAAAUUAUUGCAGUACAGUUCUAAAAAAUUUGCAGAUUACAUACUUGAUGUCUAUAUAUUAUAUAAAACUCUAAAAAUUAUAAAAGUUAAUUGUAAAUUAUACUACUAUCUAACUUGAUUCAUUGAUCUUUAUUGAAGUAUAAUAAUAUUAUAUAUCCAUCCUUUAAAUUGUAGAACUUCGUAUCAAUGAAUUUAACAAUGUUUUAAGAGUAAAUGCAUGUUUAAACUUGUACAUAAGAUGCACAUAAACAUUAUCUUCGCAUUUCAGUAAAUUGAUUUCAAUAAGUUGACUUCAAUUGAUUUGCAAUAUUUACAAAGUAUAUUUUGAGCAAAAUAUUUUUUAUUACAAAAUUUAUAUCUAUGCACACGCUUUUACGAACAUCGCAUUUUUGUAAAUUAUCCAUAGAGUUUUCUUACAAUUUAUUUGCGACUAAAAAUAUGAAAAAAUGACUCUUGAUCUAUUCUAUAAUUUAUAGUACAGUGCCUAAUAAUCUACUUGGUGUUUGUUAUUUAAUAUAAAAGCUGUAAAGAUAUAAUCAACAUGAUUCUUGAUGAUAAAAGGUUCAGCGAUAUUCCAACAAAAGCAUUAUAGAAAAUUGAAAGGCGGUCCUAAUAUAUCAGAAUCAAUGUUAACAUAAUAUUCCCUUAUAUAUGACACUUGGAUUAUAAGCAUAUUUUAUUAAUACUGUAUUUUAUUAAUACUAUUUUAAAUCAUACGCCAAAAUUCAAUAUUGAAUAAUCCAAGUAUAAAAAUAUAAUAUUUGACAAGAAUAGUUUAUUGAAAGAAAUAAUAUCUUUUUUAUAAUAUAGUUUCUAUAAUAAAACGUUCCUUAUAUAUUCUUGACUUAAAUCACUACUUAUUCAAAAUUACAGCAAUUAGUAAUAUUACUAUUAAAACUGAAAUAAUUUUCAUAUGGUAUUUAUCUUAAAGUUACAUUCUUUUUUUGCACAAACAUUCACAUUAUGCGUUUUUUGUUAAGAACACACGUACUAUUUUAAACUUAAUAUAUGUUGCUGAAUGUUUUAUUUAAUUAAAAUUCAACGAAAAUAUACAUGGUCGUAUAAUAUUCGUAAUAUUUGAAAAUCUUUUUUUAUCUAUAGAUUCUUUUUAAUAGAUACUUUUAUUAAAUUUUAAUAGUUAUAGUUCAAUUAAGGUACAUGAAUGGAACUAAAAGGGAAAUGUGCAAUAGGUUUUAAAUUAAAAAAAUUAAUUUACCCCAUUCCUAUGAAAUACGCUUUUUAAAUGAUUAAAAUAUCAAUAUGAUAUAAUAAAUAUAUUUUGAUUCUUUACUAAAAAAAAAUUAAUAUUGUGUAUGUACCUGAAAUAUUUAUUUACAUUUUUAUUUUCAAUUUCAAUUAUGAUUUAUUAUUAAAAUGGAAAUAUAAAUAUCAUAAUUAUAACGUAAAAUUAUCUAUAUAUUACUGAAUUAUUUAUGCUAGUAUCGUAUACAUUAAUAAUAUUACUAUAAAUAUUAUAUAAUUAUAAAUAUUGGGAGUAGUUUUAAUAUAUAAAUACAAGAAUUAUCGUUUUCAAUAUUGUAUUUCCUCAAUUUUGUCUUUUGCAUCUGUAUAAGAGAAUUAUUGUUGUAUAUGAUCACUUUAUUAUGCAAAUAAACAAAUUCAUUUGAGAUUUA